Messenger RNA from Priceomyces carsonii, 1770 nucleotides. RefSeq lists its product as uncharacterized. Bases 1 to 1770 code for a protein of 589 amino acids. Gene Ontology annotation, biological process: tRNA processing. Gene Ontology annotation, molecular function: tRNA (uracil(54)-C5)-methyltransferase activity, S-adenosyl methionine-dependent. The transcript has a single exon. The record is from RefSeq and is a predicted model, not a curated record. Lineage: Eukaryota; Fungi; Ascomycota; Pichiomycetes; Serinales; Debaryomycetaceae.
AUGAGAGAAGAUGUAUCACGCUUUGCAACUUCCAAUAGUCUUGAAGCUAUGUCUCUUCAGGCGAAUGUCAUUCGCAGGAUAUAUUUUCAACUGCGGAGAACUUUGACUCAUAAGAGGGGACUUAGUACGAAAUUAUUGUUCGAUGGGGCAAAUCAAAAGAAUGGUUCAUUUGAGAACCAAAUUAGUGGUUUUCAAAGUUUGGUCAAGAGAAUUAAUAAACCAAAGAAAAGAGACACUAAAGAUAUAACUUCCAGAGAAAGCAUACUCUAUCUCGAGUUGAAAGAAUUCUUGAAACAGAUUUCAAGUGCCAAUAAUCCCAAGAUAGAUAUAGAACAAGUGGUUAAUUCUGACUCAUUAAUUUCUACCUUUUUGCGCUCUCAUGAACGUCCCAGGGAUGUUAUAUGCAAUUUCCAGAUUCUUUAUCAAACAGUAGAAGGUGAUGGGUUGGGAAUAAUACCUAAAUCAAGCUAUGCAAUGCCAUAUUUGAAUGAUUAUGAUGAUUCUUAUGAAAAGUAUUCUAUUAUCAAGGUCCCUAAAACAUUGAUUGGAGAUAAUGUAAAGGUACGAUUAAUGAUGCAUCACAUGUAUUAUUCUGACAGCGAACUCAUAUCUAUUGAUCAUGAAGGAUCAAAAAGAAGUUCUCGUCGAAAUGAUUUGAUAAUAUGUAAUAAGUUUAAUGAAUGUUCUGGUUGUGCCCUACAGAUGAUGAAAUAUGAGGACCAAUUAGAAUUUAAAAGAGAGGUGAUCAAAAAAGCAUAUAAAUUCUUCUAUCCAAGCCUUGAAAUUGCUUCUUCAGAAAGUUUCGGAGUAGUCAUUGGUUCGCCGAUGCAAUUUGCAUACCGCAAUAAAUUAACUCCACAUUUUAACUUGCAAAAAAAGACCUUAAAACAUGAUGUAUCAAUGGGUUUUAAUAAUGUAAAUCCUACAAAAGGAAUAGUAGAUAUUGAGUAUUGUCCUAUUGCAUCUAAUAUCAUCAAUGAUCAUAUGAAUACCUUUCGGGAGCAGGAAAUUUCAUUGGCCGAAAAUUCGCAGCCUACUAGAAAACAGAAGUGGGGACAUACAAUGCUCAUGAGAGAAAGUAUAAAAGUUGAUCCAAGUACAGGACACUAUGAAGAAGUUUGUUUGUCAAAUCCAAAAUCAGUCGUAACUGUCAAAAUUGGGGAUUUUGUAUUUCAAUUUCCUGCAUCUGAAUUUUUUCAAAACAAUAGUCAUAUCUUGCCAUAUGUCUUAGAUUUCAUUAGCACUCAAAUAAAUGAUCGCAGUCAAGGUUUCAAGUAUCUCAUUGAUACCUACUGUGGCUCUGGAUUUUUUGGAAUUUCAUUAUCUAGAGAUUUGAUACAAAUAGGUGGAAAGGUAUUAGGAAUAGAAAUAUCCAAGAAAUCUAUAAUGUACGCAGAACACAACGCUAAAUUAAAUGGUAUAAACGUUCCUGAAUCUGCUGAGUUUAUUGAGGGAUCUGCAGAUUCCAUCUUCUCGAAUGCCUUCUUUAAUAAUGCCAACGUGAAAGGUGAAAAUUCAAUUGUCAUUAUCGACCCAUCAAGAAAGGGAACUGAUUUGCCAUUUAUUAGACAGCUUUUGUCUUUCAAGCCGAAACUCGUGUUCUACGUCAGCUGUAAUGUCUUUACUCAAGCUAGAGAUUUAUCAAUAAUUUCACAGCUACAGGACGAAUACAACGCAAACUACAAAGUUAAAAAAGUUGUUGGAUUCGACUUCUUUCCACAAACAAAACACGUAGAAAGUGUUGCUGUAUUAGAGCUUCAAGUGAACUAA